AUGGCUCAUCCCAUCCACCAAGCUAACAAGAACAGCCCUUACGGAGACCUCACCAGGGAACAAUUUUACGAGAAGCACCGGAUCUUUCACCAGCAGAGUCACAUGUUGAACAAGCAAAAUAUGAAGAUAUGGACCCAAUCAUGGUGCCCUUAUCCGAUUACAUCGCCUCAGCUACGGGGGAUUGUAGCUAUGAUCCAUGGCUAUGCAUCAGAAAGUAGCUGGCUCCUUGAGUUAACUGCAGUAGGCAUAGCCAAAACAGGGUUCAUGGUAUGUGCACUUGACCUCCAAGGCCAUGGUUAUUCUGAUGGCUGUCCUGGUCAUCUCCCCGAUAUUCAUAUCCUUGCAGAUGACUGCAUUCAAUUCUUUGAUUCUGUAAAAAAUAGCAACCCGAAACUCCCAGCUUUCAUAUACGGCGAGUCAAUAGGCGGUGCAAUAGCCAUACUUGUCUGCCUAAAACAGAGAAGUGCAUGGAAAGGACUGAUUCUAAAUGGAGCCAUGUGUGGUCUUUCCAAGAUUGUUAAACCGAUAUGGCCACUAGAAAAACUACUUCCUUUAGUGGCUUCUAUCGCGCCUAACUGGGAAAUUGGGAUGUCUCCAGGAAAUUAUAAGUCGUACAAGGAAGUGUGGAAGAGAAGGCUGGUGAGCAAGAGUCCUAGCCGCAAUCGCAUGAUCUCUGGCAGUGGCAGGUCAACAGCAGCAUCAACUCUGCAAUGUUUUAGAGCUUGGAGGAUUAUUGAGAGGGAGGGUCAUGAACUUAAACUUCCUAUGCUAAUAGUUCAUGGGGGACAUGAUGAAGUAUGCGACCCUGUUUUUGCUGUACAUGUUUACAAAUCUGCAUCUAGCACGGACAAGAGUUUAAAGAUUUUUGAGGGCAUGUGGCAUAUGCUGAUCGGUGAACCGAAUGAAAGUGUGGAGCGUGUUUUUCAGACUAUAGUUUCUUGGAUUGCAGAGAGAGCAGACAAAGCCAACGUUGAUUCUCCUGCAGAUUUUAUAGGAAAAACAAGGUCUAAUCUAUGA
Molecule: messenger RNA, 1017 nt
Organism: Daucus carota subsp. sativus
Lineage: Eukaryota; Viridiplantae; Streptophyta; Magnoliopsida; Apiales; Apiaceae
Product: caffeoylshikimate esterase-like
Exons: 1
Coding region: 1-1017 (338 amino acids)
Cellular component (GO): membrane
Molecular function (GO): lipase activity
Source: RefSeq, a predicted model, not a curated record